GAGUGUCGCUGCGCCGCUGCUGCGCCGCUCCCGAUGCUGCCGCCCCGGCUCCCGCUGCUGCUGGCCGGCGGCUGGGCGCUGCUGACCGUGGCCGAGCUGCCGGUCCCCGAGCGGCCGAUCCGCUGCCCCCCUUGCUCCGAGGAGAAGCGAGCCGGCUGCAAGGUGCCGCAGGGCUGCGAGGAGCUGGUCCGGGAGCCGGGCUGCGGCUGCUGCGGGACCUGCGCCCUGGCCAAGGGCCGGCGGUGCGGGGUCUACACCCCCCGCUGCGGCUCCGGCCUCCGCUGCUUCCCCCGCCGGGGCUGCGAGCGGCCCCUUCACUCCCUCAUGCACGGACAGGGGGUGUGUAUGGAGGUGGCAGAGAUCGAGAGGAUUCAGGGCAGCCUGCCCCGGCCAGAGAUUGACGAUUACUGGGAACUGGAAUACCCAGACAGCAGCCACAUCCCCUGCCACUCCUACGACAAGAAAUGCAUCGCCAAACACUACGCCCGGAUUCGCGAGAAGACGCACAAUAAUGGAAAGUCGAAGAACAACCACAUCCGUGAUGAGCCUCGGAUAAUGGGACCCUGCCAUGGUGAGCUGCAGCGAGUGCUGGAGAGGUUUGCAAUGUCACUGAGUCAGACACAUGAAAAUUUGUACCAUAUACCUAUCCCCAACUGUGACAGGAAGGGAUUUUAUCAUCCAAAGCAGUGUCACCCAUCACUGGAUGGACAACGUGGGAAGUGCUGGUGUGUUGAACCAAAGACGGGGGUGAAAGCGAAAGGGUCUCCGGAGGUGAAAGGAGACAUUGACUGUCAGCAGUUCCUCAUGGAGCAGGUGAAGGAAUGAGCAGCAGCAGAAGAUUCUUCAUCAUUCUCCCAAAAAACAAACAAUUUUCUUUCUAAUACUGUCCUGAAAUGAAGAGGGGAACUACCACAAGUUGAAUCAGUGUGUGCUGUGAGAUGCAGGAAUGUGCAACUACAGCCCAUUCAAAUCUCACAAAAUCUCUCUCAUUAUCGAUCUUGAUGAUCACAGAAUCUUUCUGAGCUCACAUCUGCUUCUUAUAGAGGUGUUUCUGUUGGCUAAAGUCUUCCAACUUUGAUAUUUUUCUGACGUUUGUAUCCAUGUUCCUGUGGGUUUGCUUCACUGUCGGCUGUUUGCUUAUGUGAAUCGCACACUCCAACCAACCAAUACCUAAGAACUCACAACCCAUGCGAUAGGACCCCUUCUCCCUGUGAAUAACGUUCAGACUGGGAGCCAGGGUGUGAUGUACUAGAAGUUGAAGAACAUGAGCUGUAUCUCCUGCCCCACCUGCCUGCCAGUCUAGCCUUGUGGAAAAUGUACUUCCACAUGGCCCCCCUGAGCAAACUGAACAAAAUCUUUUAACUUUUCACAACCACAAUAAGUUGGCUGUGUUUUCCCGGAGCACCUGGUAUGAAAACUGCAGCCCCUGAGAAAGGGGGGGGGGGUGGAGCAGACUUGAUGGGCCGAAUGGCCUAAUUUCUGCUCCUAUGUCUUAUGGGUGGGUGCGGAGAUGGGCUGGACGGCAUUAACUCCUUCUACUAGGGCACUGUCACUCCAAAAUCACCGUAUCUCACUUACCACCUCAUUCCCUCCCGGGUAUCAGCCUGUCUCAGGCCGGAGCCUCUGUGCUGGUGGCACAUGGGAUCCUGAUGCAAUAUUGCAGCAUGCACAUGGGCUGUGCCCAUUGGUACUUGGUACAGAGGAGCCCAGACAGCGCCCCUUAAAGGAUCCUUCGUGUCCCUUCUGGCUGCACAGAAGUCUUCUGACUCUAGUCUUAGCCCUUGGGGUCCUGAUCACGGGAUUGGUUACCUGUAAGUGUUUGAACAGUUUCUGAGGAAAAAUGAAAAAGAUACUUGAUCCUCCCAUUGACCUGGUCACAUCAGCCAUUCACUCAGUGUCUACUCGCAGUUAAAAUCAACCCAUGGCCUCUCACUAAACAUUUUAUAAAUUUUUUGGGAAGCUCCAUUGUUUAAUCCCUUCAUUGUCCAAUGAACCCUUAAUACUCUCAUCACGUUAUAAUCCAGGCUAUUUGAAAUCAGUUUUCAGAAAAACCAGCAAGUUACAGGCGCAGGUUACAACCUGCACCAGAGAUUGGGUUGAAAGCAUUGAGGUCAAACUAGAGCACAGAGUUCAAACCCUUGAAAGGGCAUUUUCCCCUCUUUUUGUUUUAUUCAUUUAUGGGAUGUGGGCUUCGUUGGCUGGGCCAGCAUUUAUUGCCCAUCCCUUUUUGCCCUGAGAAGGUGGUGGUGAGCUGCCUCCUUGGACCACUACAUGUGGUGUGGGUACACCAGACCCACAGUGCUGUUUCCCCAGGGUCGAGAGGGGGGAGUGUGAUUCAUGGCUUCACAGAUGGAGGGAGAAGGCGGACACUAACUCAGGAGUAUCUGAAACAGGGAGGAGCUGAAAAAUGAAGGAUGUUAGAAUUUUUAAAAAGGGCAUCAGGAAUAAUGAGAGGUCGGCAGCCCAUAAGCCCACAGAGCCAGAUCAGUGCUGUGCAAGCCAGUGAUUUCUGAGCAAGCAUGGCGAGGGGGGAAGUAUAAAAUUGUCUAAUGAUGCAACAUGUGCUUCCAUAGUCUCCUGCCUCAGACUUGAGCAGCAGUCUACCCAGUUUGUGCAUUAUCCUUUCAGGUGUCAACCCCAGUCAGUGAUGCUUGAAUCAGCAUGGUCUGAUUCACAAUUCGAGCAUUGUAGGGUCAGACUGUCCUUACUGUGAGGUGGGAGGUUCUCUGGUGCUGAUGUUGGUCCUGGUUAGGAAAACAGCAGAAAUUUGCAGAUGUUUGAAGAAUUGUGGCUUGAGAGUGGCUUUCAAAACCUCUCCAUUACACCAAGUGGAAUAUUCAGUGUUGCAUUAAUUCCUCUGUCACCCAUACGUUUCAAUGGCGGAAAAUCCAACCAAUGGGACCGUACAGGAAUAAAAUGUCAUCUUAUUUAAAUUUUCCUACAUUGUUUCUUCCUUCAUAUCUAGGCAGAUCACAGUUAUACAUCAAACACUAGCCAGAAGGGUCCUGUGGAGCGAGUGAAACAGAAAACAGGAGGCUCAAUGUACACGGGAAGGAAAUAGAGGGAAAUGGAAUUGGGUGGGAAGAGAUAAUGAGAAUGGAAGGAGGCUCAUGUGGAAUAAAAACACCAGCAUGGAGCAGAUGGGCCGAAUGGCAUGUUUCUGAGCUAUAGUAACUGUCAGAUUCCAUGUAUAAUGAAAAUCCCCCACCCAAACUGAGAGAUUGAACUAAUCCAUCAUCCCCAAAUGGAUGAUUUUGAUUGGUCCAUUGUCAUCACUUCCCCCUGCUGAGGAGCUGAACUCCAAAUUCCUUCAGAGUCCUUUUUCUCUGCAGCAGAAGGAUGAUUAAGCCCUUGUUUAACAAAAAAUCUAUUUGUUGGCAAUGGUUGAACCAAAGAACACGUCACAUUUUGUUGGUUGUUAUUCUUGCCUUUCCUCUUGUAAUGAGGUGGAUCCUGUCGUGUCCCAUCUCUGGGUAUGUUGACAUGACAGGCUGCUUUACGAUUCAUAGUCGCCAUCUCCCAAUUGGACAUUGAGCUGUUGCUGAAUAAAGAGAGAGAAAAUGCCCCCGAAACUGCAACUGCUGAUAGCACAGAGCCUCAGGGUAACUAACACAAGGGAACGACUUGGUUCAUGCACACAAUGAAAAACUACACAUGAUCCAACUUCAUACUGAGAAUUCCUAACUCAUGGGACAUGCUGUCAAUCAGCUCAGUAACUCAAAAAAUAGAAAAAAUGUUGACAGAUUAGUAUUUGUUUCGAGGACAGGCUGGAAGUGAAAACUGUUGAGGCAGCUGCAGGGAGUGAAUAUCCUCCUGUUCCCAGUUGCUACUGUUUGUCUCUCAAAGAAACUGGGAGCUCCCCUCAAACGGCGGUUUGAGUGCAGCUGAGCUCGAUUCUUGAUGUCCUCGAGAAACGAUGGUUUAACACAGGGUGAGGAGAAACUCUCCCUGCUCCUUUCUACACCGACCUCCGUUUAGACAGUCGGAAAUUCAUUCUGUGAGGUCAUGAGCCCAAAACUCAAACCUGCUCCUUAUUCAGCAUGAAAUUGGCCGUUGUUCUGAGAGAGGGCACAGGUUGGUCGGUGUGGGAACAGGAAGAUGCCACCUUGCUGCCUGUUGAAGUUCAGUCUUGGGUGAUAGUUUCAGUGAGAUACAUAUUCCAAUCCUCAGGAUACCUCCGACUUUUUAACGUAGUGUCCGUCUCCUCUGGCAUUGUAGCAGCAGAAUUGCCCUCUGCUGGGAGCCAAGUGACUUUUGGCCCUGGUUAUGGUGAGGUCACCAGUGCGCAGGCUCACCGCUGCUGGGAGUCGAUUCUUGGCAGAGAUCUCUUAAUGGGUUGAGAUUGAACCUUGUUUCUGUUAUGCCAUUUCACUGUUUCAAACCUUAAAUUUUUUCAGGCCCUGCAUUUGGCCAUGGUUUCGAUGUAGGAACCAUUUAUCCAUCUCCCCAAUGACUUCCUGAUGCUGGAACCCAUUUCACACUUGCUAACAGGAACUGUUAGUCAGCGUGCUAGGUGGAAAAAUGGAGAAUUAAGCACAUUGUCUGUCUGUCUGACUGUCUGACUGACCUGACCUGACUUUACUCCCAGUUCUAUGGAGCUCGAGGCUUGUCUGUAGCCAACACCCAAUAGUGUUUCCAGCACUGGUAUUAUGAGGUUUCUGGGAGCCUACAAGCCAGAACAUGACCCUCGCUCCAGGAGAUAAAUAUGUGAUUAACCCCUUUCUAGCAAAAUAUCAGACCCUGAGUACAUUCACCCCUGCACCAACCCCUCUGCUGUGCUCUGUCCUUUCAAUCUCACAUUGCACUUAAUGUGAGCAAAAUUGGAACAAAAAUUCAAGGUGAUUCUGUUGCUGUUGAAUGGGGGGGGGCGGCGGGGGGGGCAGGAUUAAUCGUUACAAUUUCUGAUGCGUAAAAAACAACUCAGCGAUAUUAGAUGGUGCGAGAAACAGGAAAAAGGAUUGUGUGGACACUGUAGCAACUUCUGAGCAAAGGAAGGAAUCAAAACCUGAUGAUGUUACCUUCAAUUGUAUAAAGAAUAGGGACAUGUGAUUACCAACACAUAAGAUCUACAUUUUACACUUACUGAUGGUAAUCUUUAAUACCUGUGAUAUUCAGAGCCUUUUUAAAAUACUAUGUUAGAGUGUGUUUUUGUAAAGUAUUGAAAUGUAAUAAAUGCUGAGACAAUA
Carcharodon carcharias (great white shark) is the source of this 5186-nucleotide messenger RNA. Its product is annotated as insulin-like growth factor-binding protein 4. The record is from RefSeq and is a predicted model, not a curated record. Lineage: Eukaryota; Metazoa; Chordata; Chondrichthyes; Lamniformes; Lamnidae. The coding region runs from base 34 to 825 and encodes 263 amino acids. Gene Ontology annotation, biological process: regulation of insulin-like growth factor receptor signaling pathway. The transcript has 4 exons. Gene Ontology annotation, molecular function: insulin-like growth factor II binding; insulin-like growth factor I binding. Gene Ontology annotation, cellular component: extracellular region.